AAGGUAGAGUAUUUUUAAACACACACCAUACACACACACACACACCACACACACCACACAGACCUUCACCAGUCUGCAGCAGCUGUCAGAUCGUCUCUCACUACACUACACCAUGACUAUUACGAUCUACAUUAGCAGUGUCAGCGGCUCCAGAGAGAUAAAGACACAGCAGGAAAAAAUCUUGCAGUUCCUUGAUUCGAGAAACAUCAAGUACUUUGCCAAAGACAUCACUCUAAGUCCUGAUUUUAAGGCUGAGAUGAGGCAGAAGGCGGGGAAUCCCAGCGCCUUGCCUCCUCAGGUCUUUAAUGGAUCUCAAUACUGCGGGGACUACCAGGCGUUCUUCGACGCACUGGAAGACGGCAAGGCAGAGAAAUUCUUCAAGCUAUGAGUUCAAAAGCGGACUGUAUAUAGUGGACUCUUAAGCUUCUUUUGUGCAAUAGACAGCUCAAAAGGCCAAAAAUUCUGUCACCUGGAUACCUUUCUAUGCUUGCAUUAAACAGUAAUAUAAUGAAUUAUAGUAUUAAUAUUUC
Hemibagrus wyckioides is the source of this 530-nucleotide messenger RNA. RefSeq names its product SH3 domain-binding glutamic acid-rich-like protein 3. Gene Ontology annotation, cellular component: cytoplasm. The coding region runs from base 113 to 388 and encodes 91 amino acids. The record is from RefSeq and is a predicted model, not a curated record. The transcript is spliced from 3 exons. NCBI's taxonomy places the organism in Eukaryota, Metazoa, Chordata, Actinopteri, Siluriformes, Bagridae.